AUGGCAGACGAAUCGAAACUUCAGAUCGCAAUCAUCGGCGCUGGCAUUGCUGGUCUUGGUGCAGCUAUCGGACUGAAGCAUCACCCCGCCAUUGACGUGCAGGUCUACGAAAAAGCUCCAGAACUUAGAGAGAUAGGCGCGUCUAUCGCUCUUGGGCCUAAUGGAAUGAGAACUCUGGAACGACUAGGCGUCGACAACGCUCUAGAUGACGAAAUUGCUUUCCGUAACAAGUCAAAGUAUCCUAUGAUCUACCGUCAUUGGAAGACUAAUGAGAUAAUAUCAACUGAUUCCCACGCUGGCGAAGUCGAGUACCGUCACUUGACCGCUCGUUUUUAUCGGGCACAUCUCCAGGAAGCGCUUGCUAAACACGUUGACCCGUCUAGGAUUCACUUCUCUAAGGCUUUCGAAUCCGUCACUUUCGACCAAACUAUCCAAAAGUUGGUAAUUACGUUCGCGGACGGUACGACCGCUACGGCUGAUAUAAUUCUAGGCGCGGAUGGAAUUCAUUCACCUGUUAGAACUUUCUUCGUACCUACCUCUAGUACAGCUUGGACUGGUUGGGUAGCUUUCCGGUCUGUGUUUCCCUAUUCUCAUGUCGCCAACAUCAAGGAUCUUCCGGACGAAGCGAACCACUUCUGGGGACCGGACCGAACAUUCUUCAUCUCAAAGCUCGGAAGAGACCUUUUUACCGUAGUUGGAUCGUACCAGGCCGACCCCGACGCCCCGGAUGCCGCAUACAAGGAUUCGACCUGGAACUCAGAUGGCGACGUUGACACAUUGAGGGACUUUUACAAGGACUGGUCACCACUUGUGCGACAGAUUGUCGACGCAGUGCCCAGCACGAGGAUUUAUCCAAAUGCGGCAGCACACCCACUCGAAACGUGGGUAUUAGGUGGCGGAAAGGUUACCCUAGCCGGCGAUGCAGCUCACGCCCACGGAGGCGCAUUUGCAGCAGGAGGUAGCCUCGCCCUCGAUGAUGCAUGGACGUUCGUAUCGUCGAUCUUAUACGUGUUCCCCGAGAACGCGACUAAAAAGCCCAACGACGCAGAAAUUCUCAAAGCCCUACGUAUCUAUGAGAAGACCCGAAAACCACACACAGAUCGCGUAAUGAGUGUUGUCCACCAGAAUAAUAAGAACAAGGUGGCUCGAUACUCACAAGCUAGGGAGCUGGAGACAGACGAGCAAUUAAGGACUCGUAUAAAGAACCGCGUGGAUCCCAGUUGGAUUCACGAACAUGACGUUCAAGCAGCGUUUAUACAAGCCGUCGCGGAUGAAACAGCCGAUAAAAUCUCGGCAGGGGAGCAGGCAAGAUUGUGA
Daldinia childiae is the source of this 1317-nucleotide messenger RNA. RefSeq names its product Salicylate hydroxylase. The transcript has 2 exons. Gene Ontology annotation, biological process: secondary metabolite biosynthetic process. Gene Ontology annotation, molecular function: FAD binding. NCBI's taxonomy places the organism in Eukaryota, Fungi, Ascomycota, Sordariomycetes, Xylariales, Hypoxylaceae. The record is from RefSeq and is a predicted model, not a curated record. The coding region runs from base 1 to 1317 and encodes 438 amino acids.